AUGAGUUUUCUCCCUGGUCCUUCGCUCGGGGCGCCCGCGCCUACACCGGCCCUUCGCUUCCUCCCCUCAUCCAGCUCUCUGGAAGCUGGGGCGGCUCCCGGCCCCCUGCCGCUGCUCUUUGCCCCGGGCCAGGGCGCUCGGGCUCGCCCACGGCGGCACUGGGCAUGCUCAGAGGCAGCCGCGGGGGCAGGUUUGCUCCUCGGGCGCUCGCAUUCGGCGGCGGGCGGGCGCUCGGCUGCAGCUGGAGCUCCGGCGCCCGGAGUUAGAGUUGCCGGGAGUUUCCCCCCACCCCUCCCUCUGCGCGCGCGGCAGCAGGAGCCGGCGCGGCAGCCGCGAGCGGCGGGGAGCCAGCACCCGGGGCGGCUGAGCCUUGUUCGGAGCCCGGAGCCCGGAUCUCCGCGCGGGGCAGCCCCCGGGGAGGAGCCUCGUCGGCUGGGACGCGUGCCGCGCACUGGCACUGCCGGGACACGAGCCAGGCUGCACGAAAAUUCACUGUGUGCCCUCCUCACUUGUUCUACAAUGAGUGCCAAAUCUGCCAUCAGCAAGGAAAUUUUUGCACCUCUUGAUGAAAGAAUGCUGGGAGCUGUCCAAGUCAAGAGGAGGACAAAGAAAAAGAUUCCUUUCUUGGCAACUGGGGGUCAAGGCGAAUACUUAACUUAUAUCUGCCUGUCAGGCCUUAUUUGCACCCCUAAUGAACACACCACCCAGAGGUAUCUGUGCACAGAAGAUGUUAUGAGCCCUUCCUUAGGAAACUCUUGGAGAACAAGGGCAUAUCUGAGCAAGAGGAAAACAUGCGAUAUACAAAACAGGGAUUCAGCACAGGAGAGAGGCAGAGAGAAGUCUCAGGAUGAGCCAGGAUGCUGGCCGUGCACUGGUGUGAACAACUUGCCUGUUUGA
This is a messenger RNA of Lemur catta (Ring-tailed lemur), 897 nucleotides long. RefSeq lists its product as uncharacterized. The transcript is spliced from 4 exons. Lineage: Eukaryota; Metazoa; Chordata; Mammalia; Primates; Lemuridae. Bases 1 to 897 code for a protein of 298 amino acids. The record is from RefSeq and is a predicted model, not a curated record.